GCGGGCUACUACAACAGAUACUGUUUUCAUCCAGUCAUGAACGUACGAAGUCAAUAAUCGUUGUCUGCGAAAACAUAUAAUGCCGACGCUACUGUCUUUGAGCAAACAGUUCAAGCUGUAUUACGGUGAAAAUGGCAAUAUUGCUUCAGUUGAGCUUUCUGAUAUUUUACAAUUAUUUUAUCUGUCUUUUUGUUUAUGGCUGUACUAACUAAGCCAACGUAGCUAUCUCUUGUGUAGGCAUGGAUGCUGUGUAGCGGCAGCUUAAUUGGUAAUAAUACUCUGCUUAUUUUUCUUCUACAAUGGUGGUCGAGGUGGAAAGCUUCUUUGGUGUAUACAUGCUUUACUGUACCAAUCCUAAAUUUAAAGGCCGUAUCUACAUCGGCUUCACCGUGAAUCCUGAGCGGCGGAUUGGACAGCACAAUGCUGGACGGCACAGAGGGGGAGCCAAGAGGACCAGUGGAAGAGGGCCAUGGGAAAUGGUACUCAUUGUACACGGCUUUCCUUCUGAUAUUGCUGCCUUGAGGUUUGAGUGGGCAUGGCAACACCCUCACUCCUCCAGGCGGCUCUCCCAUGUCUCUCGGCGCUCCAGAAAAGAGUCCAGCCUGCAGUUCCACUGGCGCAUCCUCUCCAACAUGCUGCAGGUGGCACCAUGGAACAGACUGCCGCUGACGGCCCGCUGGCUCAAACAGGAGUACAGGAUGGAUUUUGAGCCCAGUCUGCAGCCUCCACUUCACAUCCCCAUUGCUUUCGGCAGCGUGAGAGCCAAGAAGACACAUCAGCUGCAGUCUGCAGGAGAAGAGGAGGAGGACAUAUUGUGGUGUUUCCUCUGUAAAGCCUUGGUUAAGGUGUCAGAAAAGCUAAGCUGUUUCCACCCAUUGUGCGGAAUGAUCAGUCAUGUGAUCUGCCUCGCUAAACAUUUCCUGAAGUCAGAGCCAUCCCACCUCCUGCCUGUGGAGGGAGAAUGUCCAGCUUGUCGUCGCUCUGUGCUGUGGGGGAGUCUCAUCCGCCACAAACAUGGCUGCUUCGGAGACCUGGAGGAGAUCACACCAUCUGCAUCCCAAAGCCACUGGGCAGAUGAACUGCAAAGAACUGAAGCAAAGGAGUCUGCAAAAUGAACUGUAAUGAACUGUGGUGCCACAUGGUGCUGUCUGAGAAUUACAUAGAUUCUGUUUAAUGGAAUAUGACUUUUCAGACUGAACAGGAAUGGACAGUAACUUCAAAAAAAGCUGCUGAGCAAAGACUGGACUCUCAUCCCACAGGAUCCUACCACUGAUUUUUAUAAAUAUGACCAUGAAGCAUGUUUUAACUAUGUCUGCUGAAGUAUAUGUUUAAUGUAUUACAUAUUUGUGUAAAUAUUUGUAUUUGAAUGCAUAGUCUGACCAAUGAAUAAAUAAAUACACUGACAAUGUAUGAAAUGUG
Lates calcarifer (barramundi perch) is the source of this 1419-nucleotide messenger RNA. It is a transcript of the gene slx1b, whose product is annotated as SLX1 homolog B, structure-specific endonuclease subunit. Gene Ontology annotation, molecular function: crossover junction DNA endonuclease activity; 5'-flap endonuclease activity. Bases 300 to 1115 code for a protein of 271 amino acids. Gene Ontology annotation, cellular component: Slx1-Slx4 complex. Gene Ontology annotation, biological process: double-strand break repair via homologous recombination. The record is from RefSeq and is a predicted model, not a curated record. The transcript has 5 exons. Lineage: Eukaryota; Metazoa; Chordata; Actinopteri; Centropomidae.